Molecule: messenger RNA, 2490 nt
Organism: Anoplophora glabripennis (Asian longhorned beetle)
Lineage: Eukaryota; Metazoa; Arthropoda; Insecta; Coleoptera; Cerambycidae
Product: zinc finger protein 624-like
Exons: 10
Coding region: 1-2490 (829 amino acids)
Biological process (GO): regulation of transcription by RNA polymerase II
Cellular component (GO): nucleus
Molecular function (GO): RNA polymerase II transcription regulatory region sequence-specific DNA binding; zinc ion binding; DNA-binding transcription factor activity, RNA polymerase II-specific
Source: RefSeq, a predicted model, not a curated record
AUGAGUGAUCGUAAAGAAACACCGUGUAGGCUUUGCCUUAAAAAUAUAACCGAUGAAAGUUUUGAAGUGGUAGACAACAUUAUCAGAGACAUUCUAGAUGUUCUUUUGCUGAAAUUGAAAUUUGAUAGCGAGAGCAAAGAGGUUAUAUGUAAAGUUUGCAGAAGAAAACUAAAUAAGGCGUCAGAAUUCAAAUCAACAUGUCUGAAUACCGAUUACACAAUUAUUCCUUAUGUGGAUAACGAAAAAAUGUUACAGCUCGACCUAAGAGAAGUGUACAAGCAGGAAAAGGACAGUGAAUUAGUUUGCAGUCAGAAAAUAUGUCGAUUGUGUAUGCACCCAGUAGAAACUGAGUAUAGGUGCAUAGGUGAUGUAGAACUUGAAGCUAUUGAGAAAUUGGUCCCUGAAAUGAAUAUAAAUAUCAUCAAAGAUCCUGUCGUUUGUAAGCAAUGCUUUGAUUCUCUGUGUACUCACAACAGUUUCCUAAAAGAUUGCUCAGAGGUAGAAGAAAGAAAAAGUAUUUUUGGUAGUUCAGCCACAGGAAGUCGGAUAGAUACGUCUCCACUUGAUUUGUUGGUUAAAACUGAAAAUCUGGACAAGGAAUUCGAUAUUAACGAGAUGGAUAUGUCGAUCAAACCUGAAUAUGUGGACAUAAAAUCGGAAGAUGAGGAAAGGAGUGACCCGCCACUUCAGAGCUACAAUAUUGUACCAUUCGAGGAGAGUGACUGUAAAGAUGAAGAAGAGGAUUUAUGUAAACAUGAGAAUGUAUCAGAAGUGAAAACCAAGCAGGAGCGCAAAGUGUUGUAUAAAUGUGAGUCUUGUGAAUACGAAACUGAAAAUGAGAAAUUACUUCAGAGGCACCUGUUGAGACAUAAAGAUCCUUUGCAGAUUCAAAUAAGAAAGUUAAAUGCCGCGUUAGAAUUUAAGUCAACAUGUCUGAAUACCGAUAACACAAUUAUUCCUUAUGUGGAUAGCGAAAAAAUGUUACAGCUCGAUUUGAGGGAAGUGUACAUGCAGGAAAAGAAAAGUGAAUUAGUUUGCAGUCACAAAAUAUGUCGAUUGUGUAUGCACCCAGUAGAAAAUGAGUUUAGGUGCGUACAUGAAGUGGAACUUGAAGCUAUUGAGAAAUUGGCUCCUGAAAUGAAUAUAAAUAUCAUCAAAGAUCCCGUCGUUUGUAAGCCAUGUUUCGAUUGUCUGUGUACCCACAACAGUUUCCUUAAAGAUUGUUCAGAGGUAGAAGAAAAAAUUAAAAGUACUCUUGAUAGUUCAGCCAGAGGAAGUCAAAUAGAUAUGUGUUCGCUUGAUGUAUUCGUUAAGACUGAAAACCUGGACAAGGAAUUCGAUAUUAACGAGAUGGAAAUGUCUAUCAAAGCUGAAAGUAUCGACAUAAAAUCGGAAGAUGAGGAAAGGAGCGGCACGCCACUGGAGAGCUCCACUAUUGUACCAUUCGAGGAGAGUGACUGUAAAGAUGAAGAUGAGGAUGGAUGUAAACAUGAGAAUGCGUCAGAAGUGAAAGCCAAGCAGGCGCGCAAAGUAUUGUACAAAUGUGAUGAAUGUAUUUACGAAACUAGAAGUGAGAUCCGUUUUACGAUACACUGUGCGAGACACAAGAACAAUUUAGAAGCGUAUAAGUGUGAAUCCUGUGAGUACGAAACUGAAAAUGAGAAAUUACUUCAGAGGCACCUGUUGAGGCACAAAGAUCCUUCACAGGUUCAAAUCGAUACGCCACUGCAGAGCUCUGAUGUUGUACGUUUCAAGGAGGGUGACUGUAAAGAUGCAGUAGACGAUGGAUGUAAACAUGAGAAUAGAUCAGAAACGAAAACCAAACAGGAGCACGACGUAUUGUACAAAUGUGAUAAACGCAUUUAUGAAACUAGAAGUAAGAUCCGUUUUGCGACACACUGUGUGAGACACGAAGACGAUUUGGAAGAAUACAAGUGUGAAAGAUGCGAAUAUGUAACUGAAAAUGAGAGAUUACUUCAAAGACACCAGUUAAGGCAUAUAGAUUGUUGCGACACGCCACUUCAGAGCUCCAAUAUUGUACCAUUCGAGGAGAGUGACUGUAAAGAUGAAGAAGAGGAUGGACUUAAACAUGAGAAUGCAUCAGAAGUGAAAACCAAGCAGCAGCGCAAAGUAUUGUACAAAUGUGAUGAAUGUAUUUACGAAACUGAAAGUGAGAGCAGUUUCAUGGAACACUGUGCGAGACACGAGAACGAUUUGGAAAAGUAUAAAUGUCAGUCCUGUGAGUACGAAACUGAAAAUGAAAAAUUACUUCAGAGGCACCUGAGGCUAAGGCAUAAAGAUCCUUUGCAGACUCAAAAGUACAAGUGUAAAGACUGCGAUUUCAAAACUAAAUACAAGAGUUCCAUCAAACUGCACCAACUGAUGCAUAAAGAUCCUUCACAGCCAUGGAAUAAUGGCGAUGUUAUUUCGUCCAUCUCUAUUCUAUUCCUAACCAACCACAAACGUCAACAAUGCCACAGAAUUAUAUAA